Molecule: messenger RNA, 693 nt
Organism: Fomitopsis serialis
Lineage: Eukaryota; Fungi; Basidiomycota; Agaricomycetes; Polyporales; Fomitopsidaceae
Product: vesicle transport v-snare protein vti1
Exons: 5
Coding region: 1-693 (230 amino acids)
Biological process (GO): macroautophagy; Golgi to vacuole transport; intra-Golgi vesicle-mediated transport
Cellular component (GO): Golgi apparatus; SNARE complex; late endosome membrane
Molecular function (GO): SNARE binding; SNAP receptor activity
Source: RefSeq, a predicted model, not a curated record
AUGGACCAGUCCCCGACCGCCCUCUUUGUUUCGUACGAGUCCGACUUCAAGCAGAUUGUCGCGAGCAUCCGGGAGAAGCUCGACGGCGAUGCGAAGGGCGAACAGGCCGAGCAGCGCAAGGCUGCAUUGCGCCGGGUAGAGAUGGAGCUGGACGAGGCGGACGAAAUGGUCUCGCAAAUGGAGAUCGAAAUCCAGGGCAUCCCGCAGUCCAUCCGCGCGUCCUACCAAUCGCGCAUCAGGUCCGCCAAGAGCGACCUUGCGCGGUACAAAAAGCUCUCCAAGGACCUGCACGCCUCCACCGCGCGCGCGGACCUGCUUGCCCGCUCGCCUUCCGCGUUCGACGACCCGAGCAUCGCGGACGACCCGUACGGCGAGCGCAGCGACCGCACGCGCCUCCUCGCGGGGACCACGAUCCUCGAGGACGGCAGCCGGCGCUUGCAGGACAGCCAGCGGAUCGCGCUCGAGACGGAGGAGCAGGGCACGGACAUCCUCCGGAGUCUGCGCGUGCAGCGGGAGCAGAUUGAGAAUUCGCGGGACACACUUCAACGUGCUGACACGUCGAUCGACCGCGCGUCGGGUACGCUCAAGAAAAUGAUCAGGCGGAUGUACCAACAACGCGUCGUGACGGGUGCCAUCAUCCUCGUCCUCGUCAUCCUCAUCAUUGUCAUCCUCUGGGCGAAGCUUUCUCACUGA